Molecule: messenger RNA, 2958 nt
Organism: Recurvomyces mirabilis
Lineage: Eukaryota; Fungi; Ascomycota; Dothideomycetes; Mycosphaerellales; Teratosphaeriaceae
Gene: faeB-1
Product: tannase
Exons: 5
Coding region: 1-2958 (985 amino acids)
Source: RefSeq, a predicted model, not a curated record
AUGUACCUCACCGUCCUCGCCUCCACGGUCUCCAUUUUCGCCGCACUAGCAACCGCUCAAAGCCCAUCCGGUUAUGGCUGGGCCAACGGCAACCAAGGCUACGGCGGAAGCCACGACGCCGCAGCGGCCUGCGCAAACAUAGCUCACAACUUCCACUACGCCAACACCACCGUAAACUUCGCCACCCACAUCCCGGCCGGAACCAACGUAACCCUCCCCUCAGCGGGUACCGUAGCCCAAUGCGCCACCCCCUAUCAAGUCGCCCCCGUAGACUUAUGCCGGAUUGCAAUGCUGGUCAAAACCUCCCCAAUCUCCAACAUCACCCUCGAAGCCUGGCUCCCCACAAACUGGACCGGCCGCUUCCUCAGCACGGGCAAUGGCGGGUUAGGAGGCUGCAUCCAAUACACCGACAUCGCCUACGGCACCAGCCUGGGCUUCGCAACCGUCGGAGCGAAUAAUGGCCACAAUGGCACUUCCGGCCAAGCUUUCUAUAUGAACACGGAGAUUGUGGCGGAUUUCGCCUAUAGGAGUUUGCAUACGGGUGUUGUGGUCGGGAAGGCUAUUACUGAGGUGUUUUAUGGGAGGCAUUAUGCCAAGUCGUAUUAUCUUGGUUGUUCGACGGGGGGGAGGGAAGGGUUCAAGGAGGUGCAGGAUUAUCCGGGGGAUUUCGAUGGGGUGGUUGUUGGGGCGCCGGCGGUGGCGUUCAAUAAUCUGAGUUCUUGGAGUGGAUCGUUUCUGCUCAAGACCGGGCCCACCAACUCUCCGACCUGGCUCAACCCCGCCGAAUGGGCCCUCGUGCACACCGAUAUCCUCUCCCAGUGCGACGCCCUAGAUGGCGUAGCAGACGGAAUAAUCGAGGACCCCGAUCUCUGCAACUACUAUCCCGAGACCCUCCAAUGCUCUCCAGGGGUGAACAGCACCACCUGCCUCAGUGCAGCCCAAGUCGGCACCGUCCGCUCGAUCUUCGAACCCUACUACGGCGCCAACGGAACCCUAGUCUUCCCACGCAUGCAGCCGGGAAGCGAACUAAGCGAUGCCUUCAUCUACUACACCGGCCAGCCAUUCCCCUACACCACAGACUGGUACCGCUACGCCAUCCUCAACUCCACGACCUGGCAAGCUUCCGACCUCAACGCUGACUACGCCGCCCUCGCCCACCGCAUAAACCCAUACAACAUCGAAACCUGGAACGGUGAUCUGAGCGCCUACAAGAACCGCGGAGGCAAGAUCCUGCACUAUCAUGGCCAGGCGGAUAGUAUCAUCACCUCCACCAAUAGCCCGCGGUACUAUGGGCAUGUUUCCGAGACGAUGGGUCUGCCGACGAAGGAUCUGGAUGCGUUUUAUAGGUUUUUUAGGAUCGGGGGGAUGGAUCAUUGUGCUGGUGGGGUCGGGGCGUGGGAGAUCGGCCAGACGAGUGCGGGGGCCGCGGGGGUGGAGGCGGUGCCGCAGAAUAAUGUGUUGUUGAGGAUGGUGGAUUGGGUGGAGAAGGGGAAUGCGCCGGAGACGGUUACGGGGACGAAGUUUGUCAAUGAUACCGUCAGUCUGGGUGUCGAUUUCGUGAGGAAUCAUUGCAAAUUCCCGCUUAGGAAUCAAUGUGUUGAUCCGGCGAAUUACAAGAAGCCGGAGGCGUGGAAGUUGGGUGCGAGACACAAACCUGCAGCGUUCGAGGACAAAGACCAGUCUUCCAGCUUUGUUUAUAUCGGAAGGGAUCUCGACAAGAUUUUCGCCAUCUUUACCACAGCGGGUGCUACAGUGCAAUCCGGUACGGCCACCGACGCCAUGGGUCUCAAUAUCAGUACUACGACAUCCGACGCCGCCGACAUGGCUCGCGAACAAUCUCUACCAGCCGAGCAGCUUUCACUUUCGACCAUCUACCUGCAAAUCGAGCACGCGACUACACCGUCCGGUAUCCUGGGUACUGCCGCCGACGCGACAGAAGCCGAGAUCAGGGAUGCCUAUCGUGCGCUGGCCUUGCGAAUCCAUCCGGACAAAGCGCCAGGUGACAGUGUCCGCGAGCUACACACCUCGCUGUUCCAGAAGGUCCGCGAGGCCUGCGAUACACUUCUCCAAGAAUCCGGAGCAGCACAUGAUAACGACGAGGGCCACCGAGCCGCAAAGUCAAGACGACUGCCCGAGACGGAGGAAUCGCUGCAUGCGCGGAAUCUGGACUUUCAGGAGGCGUUGAAGAAGGAGCGAAGCUGGGCGUUGGCGAAUAAGUUCGCGGCGGAUCAUGCGCAGAAGGUUUAUUUCACCAAGCUUGAGGCGAAGACUGAGAGGUUGAAGGAGAAGAGGGAUGAGAAGGCCAGGGUGGCGCAGGGCAAGAAGGAAGCGCAUGAGGAUAGGGUUCUGUCUGGAGCGGAGGAAAGCAGAGGAGAUUCGAGCGCGAAGGUCCACAUGAGCUGGGAGGAAGAAGAGGAGGCUUACCAGGCGGAACUCGAAGCCCGGAGAGUGGGUGAGGCAUUGAAGAAGUUAAACCCGAGGCCUCCGAGGCCUAGAGCGCCGCCGCAGAACAAAUCUACCUCUGCCACCGCCAAACCGACGUGGGAUCCCGCAAUGGACGAGCAGCUCGUCUCCAACUCCGAUAUUCAGGGCAGGUGGGAUAAGGCUCUCCUCGGCAGUGGACGCAGGGGUCCAGGAACACUUUCUUCAAGUAAGAGGAAGCGAAGGGAAAAUAAUUCUGCCGCUAGGGGCCAGAAGUAUACUCUACGCUUGGCGGAGGAAGCUGAUGCGGUGAUUCGACCGGCUUUGGCUGCGAAGGCGAAUGAGAAGACGUUUAGUGGGUUGGUUCAAGAUGCGUUGGUGGCGGAGGCGUUUGUGGGUGUGGAGACGAGGGAGGAUGUUAGGGUUGAGAAGACAUUGAGGUUGGUGGAUAGGGAUGUUGUGGAAAUGUAUUUGGUUGGGAGCGAUGGUUUGACUGCGCUGGAGAGAUCGAUGGGGUUGUUGGAGUUUGUGGAGUGA